Messenger RNA from Priapulus caudatus, 2619 nucleotides. Its product is annotated as serine/threonine-protein phosphatase 4 regulatory subunit 3-like. Gene Ontology annotation, cellular component: nucleoplasm; protein phosphatase 4 complex. NCBI's taxonomy places the organism in Eukaryota, Metazoa, Priapulida, Priapulimorpha, Priapulimorphida, Priapulidae. The record is from RefSeq and is a predicted model, not a curated record. Gene Ontology annotation, biological process: DNA damage response; protein dephosphorylation. Gene Ontology annotation, molecular function: protein phosphatase activator activity.
UGUGUUUCCAAUAUGGUGUCUCUACGAAAUCUUGGUUAGCUAAGUGCAUAGAUAGAAUUGCACGCGUAGUGCCGUUGAGUAGGGACACCAGCUGGCAACAACCUCUACCAAUGUAGCUGUGUGGCAACACUUGCAAUGACAACAGACACGAGCACGAGGCGGCGUGUGAAGCUAUACACACUGAACGAUGACCGACAGUGGGAUGACAGGGGCACGGGUCACGUGUCGUCCUCCUACGUCGAACGGCUCAAGGGAAUGUCCCUUCUUGUCCGUGCCGAGUCUGACGGAUCCUUGUUGCUUGAAUCCAGAAUUCAGCCUGACACAGCCUAUCAAAAACAACAGGACACGUUAAUCGUGUGGUCAGAGACGGACAACUAUGACCUUGCUCUCAGCUUUCAAGAGAAGGCUGGUUGCGAUGAAAUAUGGGAGAAAAUAUGUCAGGUGCAGGGCAAGGACCCGAACAGGGACAUCACGCAGGACCUGGUGGAGGAGAGCGAGGACGAGCACUUUGAGACAAUGCCGGACACGGGUUCGGCGAUCGAGCUGCCGCAGUGCGAGCUCAGCAAGCUGGAGGAGAUCAACGAGCUCAUACAGUCCGUGCUGCCGUCGCCGAUCCGCCGCGAGAAGCUGUCGGUCGCGCUCCUACGAGAGCGAGGGUACAUGCGCCAGCUCCGUCGACGUGUGCUUCACAUGUGCCGAGGGACCUGUCAGAACACCGACCUAGAGCGCCACCAUCUCUACGAGAUCUUCAAGAACAUGUUCCUGCUGACAAGAACUCGAUCUUGAGAUAAUGUUCGCGAUGAUCUCAUCUUCGACGUGAUCGGCUGCCUCGAGCACGACCCCGGGCUCGCGCAGCCGACGCGUCACCGCGAGUUCCUGCGCCAGAAGGCGCACUUCAAGGAGGUGAUCCCGAUUAGCAACAACGAACUGCGACAGAAGAUCCAUCAGACGUAUCGCGUGCAGUACAUACAGGACGUCGUGCUACCGACGCCGUCCGUGUUCGAGGAGAACAUGCUGUCGACGCUCCACGCGUUCAUAUUCUUCAAUAAUGUGGAGAUCGUCAGCAUGCUGCAGGACGACGAGAGGUAUCUCACAGAACUAUUUAGCAAGUUGAAAGACGAGAGCACGGACGACGUGACGCGGCGGGACCUCGUCCUCUUUCUAAAGGAGUUCUGUACGUUCUCGCAGACGCUACAGCCUCAGAGUAGAGACUCGUUCUUUAAGACAUUAUCAAGUAUGGGGAUAUUGCAAGCACUGGAAAUCACAUUGGGUGUGGAGAACGAGGAGGUGCGCAGCGCGUCGAUCGACAUCCUGUCGUAUGUCGUCGAGUUCAGUCCGUCCAUGGUGCGAGAAUUCAUCCUGCAGCAGUCGAACACGCAGGACGAUGACCAGUUAUUCAUCAACCUGGUGAUAGAGCAAAUGAUCUAUGACACGGAUCCGGAGAUGGGUGGCGCAGUACAGCUGAUGGGCAUCAUCCGACUGCUCAUAGAUCCAGAGAACAUGCUAGCGACGGCCACUAAGACGGAGAAAACGGAAUUUCUGAGCUUUUUCUACAAGCACAGCAUGCAUGUGCUCACAGCUCCGCUCUUGGCAAACACCGCUGAAAACAAGCCAAACAAAGACGACUACCAGACGGCGCAGCUGCUGAGCCUCAUCGUCGAGCUGCUGUCGUUCUGCGUCGAGCAUCACACCUACCACAUGAAGAACUACAUCCUCAGCAAGGACCUGCUGCGGCGAGUGCUCGUCCUCCUCAAGUCACGACAUACAUUCCUCGUUCUCUGUGCGCUGAGGUUCAUGCGUAGGAUCAUCGGGCUGAAGGAGGACUUCUAUAACCGCUACAUCAUCCGUGGCGACCUCUUUCAGCCCAUCUUCGAUGCUUUCAAGCAGAAUGGGAAGCGCUACAACCUGCUCAACUCUGCCAUACUGGAAAUGUUUGAAUUCAUCAAGCUUCAAGAGGACUCGGCUUUCGCUACACAUCAGGAGGACAUGAAGGCGCUAGUUAGCCACGUGGUUGAAAACUACCAGAAGUUUUUCGAGACCGUGGAUUACGUGCAGACGUUCAAGUCGCUGAAGCUUCGCUACGAACAGCAGCAGGACCGACUGAAGGACCGAUCUGCACUCGAUAGUGUACCGUCGCUGUUCCGGAACAACAGAUUUCGGAAGGAUGCCCGAGCGCUGGACGAAGAUGAGGAGAUGUGGUUUAACGACGAUGACGACGAUGAAGGUAAAGAGAAUGAAAACCAGGAACUUUCUUCAAAUAAGCCUUCGUACUUAGGAAUAUCGGUGAAAUCACCGCCGUCAGUGCUUCUCAACAACUUUGCAAACGGCAACGGCUCGUCUUCACCACCGCCUAUAACCAGUCCAACUUCACCGAGUGCAGCAGAAGCACCGGACGUACCAGUGAAGAAGUCCGGUCUCGUGGGUCUGGUCGACUAUCGGAUGACGAUGAUUCUGACGAGUGAGGAUGGGAGGAGGGUGAAGACGCGAGGGAGGCUCCGGCAUCGAAGCGACCGCGGUUGUCAACGCCGUAACGAUUUGGCGUGGUCGCUUCUCACCCCUCUGCCGCCACGGCGCGUGUCCGCUGGCUCGCGUCGGCCUCCACACAGACAGAUCUCAUAG